AUGCCAGAAGAUUACGGUGAACCGUGCUAUGUGGAGGCACACGGUGGAAAAAAUGAAGUGAUACUGUAUCGUACAAAAGCAGAUCCGAAUCUGGCGAUUGAGUUCUUCUUGAGGUCGUCGUCUCGUGACGGUCGUUCACGUUAUUAUCGAUGCACAAAGUGUUGGUAUUUGUACAAAAUGAAGCGUGGCACGUGUGCAACGCUGAUCGUUCGCGACGGUCGUAUUGUGACUGACCCGGAAAACCCCGUGGUACCGCACCAGUGCGAUNNNAGACGGCAAUCGAAUCUACCAAAAAGUAGUGAAUCUGCAGAAAACAAGAAGCUUUUGGAGUCUUUCGCAGCAUUUCGAGCCGGAAACUUGGGUGUUUUGGACGUUCGUAGUAUAUCCUCGCCAUCAACAUCUCAAGCUUCGUCUGAGCCGUCCGACAUGAAGGAACAAUCCGAGUCAAUGAUGUCAACAAAAAUGGACGAAAGCUCAAAUUCACCCUUGAACUCCUCAGUCUUCGUUCCGUGUACGUCUCGCAGUGCAGAGUUCGUCUCACUCUUAAACGCUGCGUUUUCGGAUUCGAUGCAGAAGAAGAAUGAGGACGCGUUGAAGAAAUUAUUGGAGGCCGUUAAAAUGAAAGAAGGAUUUGAUACUGAUGACGUGUCGUUGAUCGAUAACGCGUAUGCAUGUCAAAUGAACAAAAGUAACGAUCUUGCUGAUAAGAUAACGAUUUGUGAAGAGUGGCUGAAUACACUCAUUGAAAUAUUGCCCAUGCGCGAAACAGCCGAGGAAAUAAUAUCGACGAAAUUGGAUAUUCUUUUGAGUCUAUCGUUUAUAUGUGUUCAAUUUUGUGAUGUUUCAAAUGAGGAGGCAUCGCAGUUCGUUGAGGUUAGUCGUAUUCGUUGA
This is a messenger RNA of Anisakis simplex (herring worm), 891 nucleotides long. Lineage: Eukaryota; Metazoa; Nematoda; Chromadorea; Rhabditida; Anisakidae. The record is from the annotation of a GenBank genome assembly.